This is a messenger RNA of Alligator mississippiensis (American alligator), 2523 nucleotides long. RefSeq names its product DDB1 and CUL4 associated factor 11 (gene DCAF11). The transcript has 15 exons. Gene Ontology annotation, cellular component: Cul4-RING E3 ubiquitin ligase complex. The record is from RefSeq and is a predicted model, not a curated record. Gene Ontology annotation, molecular function: protein binding. The coding region runs from base 179 to 1789 and encodes 536 amino acids. Gene Ontology annotation, biological process: proteasome-mediated ubiquitin-dependent protein catabolic process. Lineage: Eukaryota; Metazoa; Chordata; Crocodylia; Alligatoridae.
CGCGAGCAGCCAAUGUGCGGCGGCAGCGCUGGCCCCGCCCCGCCCCCCGGUCGUGAGAGGCUAGCACUCUACGAUGUAAACAAGGCCUCGCCGUGACCGCUGGCAGGGGGUCCCGAUCCCUGGUUGGUGGAGCCAAGAGGGCAGCCACUCUGACCCAGCUCUGGAGGAUGCCCUAAGCAUGGGCUCGCACAGCAGCAGCAGCGCAGGCACCGGGGGCCGAGACGCCCGGGAUGGCUGGACCCCGCGGGGCUCCGAGGAGGAGGAGGAGGACGAGGAUGUGGACCUGGCCCAGGUACUGGCAUAUCUCCUGCGCAGGGGUCAGGUGCGGCUGGUGCAGGGUGGGGGCCCCACCAACAUCCAGGUGGUCCAGAAUCUGUCAGACUCGGACGACGACAACGACUGCGCCUGGGAGGGGCGGCUCGGAGACCGCUACAACCCCCCUGUGGACUCCACCCCUGACACCCGCGAGCUGGAGAAAAAUGAGCUCAAGACACAGGUGGAGCUGGCUGUGGGCAAACUGGGGCCUGGGCAGGCUGAGCACAACCUGCCCCGCCUCCUCUCCCAGAGGGAGCGGGGCAUGUGCCACAGCGGCAGCUUCUCCUCAGGCGAGUGCUCCCGUGUGAUGUCACAUUUCCUGCCCAACCAUCUGACCUUCACAGACACCUACUCCCAGAAGGCCUUCUGUGGGGUCUACUCCAGCGAUGGACAGCUCUUCAUGUCCGCUUGUCAAGACCAAACGAUCCGCCUGUAUGACUGCCGCUACGGAGCCUUCCGGAAGUUCCGGAGCAUCAAGGCGCGGGACGUGGGCUGGAGCAUCUUGGAUGUGGCCUUCACCCCCGAUGGUGGCCACUUCCUCUACUCCAGCUGGUCUGACUACAUUCACAUCUGUAACAUCUAUGGGGAUGGAGACAACCACACAGCGCUGGACCUGAGGCCGGAUGAGAGACGAUUUGCUGUCUUCUCUCUCACGGUAUCCUCAGAUGGACGGGAGGUCCUCGGGGGAGCCAAUGACGGUUGUGUGUACGUCUUCGACCGUGAGCAGAACAGGCGGACUCUCAAGAUCGAGUCACAUGAAGAUGAUGUGAAUGCCGUGGCCUUUGCGGACGCCAGCUCCCACAUCCUCUUUUCGGGGGGUGACGAUGCCAUCUGUAAAGUGUGGGAUCGGCGCACUAUGCGAGAGGACGACCCUAAGCCUGUGGGCAUGUUGGCUGGGCACCAGGAUGGCAUCACCUUCAUCGACAGCAAGGGGGAUGCCCGGUACCUGAUCUCCAACUCCAAAGACCAGACCAUCAAGCUGUGGGACAUCCGGAGGUUCUCGGGGCGUGAGGCCAUGGAGGCAUCCCGCCAAGCCGUCACCCAGCAGAACUGGGACUACCGGUGGCAGCAAGUGCCCAAAAGAGCUUGGCGCAAGGGGAAGCUUCCGGGCGACAGCUCCCUGAUGACCUACAGGGGCCACGGGGUGCUGCACACCCUGAUUCGCUGCCGCUUCUCCCCACCCUACAGCACCGGCAGCCAAUACAUUUACAGCGGCUGCUCCACGGGCAAGGUGGUGGUUUACAGCCUCCUGACAGGGCGCAUCAUCAAGAAGCUGACCAAUCACAAGGCCUGCGUGCGGGACGUCAGCUGGCACCCCUAUGAGGAGAAGAUUGUGAGCAGCUCGUGGGACGGGAGCCUGCGUGUCUGGGAGCACCGCCAGGCUGAGUACUACGAGGAUGACCUCAGGGACCCGGGGAGCCCCCCCGUGGCCCCCAAGCCCUCCCGGGCCACGCCCCGCUCCUCCAGCCAAUAGUGCACCUCAAUCGUGGCCCCCCCCCCACAGGAGAGAUUGGCGAUGCAAUCCAGCCCCCCCCCUCCUCACUAGGGACAGGGACCCUUGGGUGGGGCUUCCCCCUUUGUGGAGCCAGGGCCUUGCUGUUCCUGGGCAGAGGCGGGUGGUGCGGGGCUGGCAGGUGAGGGCUCCCUGCCCGUGGCGGGGAUGCUGGCUUAGGAGUGGGGCAGGGGGCUUUGCCCUCCUGACAGUGCUAGUUCUGACAGAGGGGGGAGGGCGCUGGCUGGCUCCGGGCAGGCGGAGGGGAGCCAGAUCUAGGUCCUCUCCUCUGCCCGUCCUUGACCUCCCCUCCCCUCCCACAUCCUGAACUCCCGUCAGCUGUUCCCCCCCCCCCCGCUGUGGGGGAGGGGUGGUCUCUGGGUUCGGGUGGGUCUUUUGUGAGUCCCUGGCUUUGCCUUGCCUCUCUGAUUUGGGGGGCUGGUAUUUUGGGGGGGGGGCUUCUGUUUUCCCCCCCUCCAUGGAGAAGUGGGGCUGUAUAUUCUCUGCUAGUGGGGGGAUGCCCCCUUGUUUUUUAAAGGCUGGGAAGUGUGUGGGGGUGUCUCCCAUAUUCUCAGUCCCAUGCGGGUCCCCCGUGCAUGGAAGGGCCAGGCAUGGGGGACUUGGAGGGGCUCUGUGCCCCCCCUUCUGCCCUGUGCUGCACGGGGGCUGUCUGUGUCACCUGCUGUCUAUGUUGAGAAUAAACCUCUCUAGACGUG